GGCGUGCGGCCAGUCUUCUUCCUUCUCUGUCUGCUCUCUCAUCUUCCAGUUUUGAAGAUGGCGCUCUCUCUGGGCGAGGUGGCUGCGGUUGGCGGCAGCCGGCUGAGGAGGCAGCUGGAGUCGGGGAGCUACGCGGCCGAGGAGUACGUGAAGGUCCUUUCCCAGCAGUCGGACGGUGACCGGGACCUGCAAGAGCACCGGCAGCGCAUCCAGGCGCUGAGCGAAGAGACGGCGCAGAGCCUCAAGCGCAACGUCUACCAGAACUACCGGCAGUUCAUCGAGACGGCCCGCGAGAUCAGCUACCUGGAGAGCGAGAUGUAUCAGCUCAGCCACAUCCUCACCGAGCAGAAGGGCAUCAUGGAGGCCGUCACGCAGACCCUGCUGCAGCAGGCCAGCAACGCCGACCGCGACGACCCCGCGCUGGGGGGCGCCCGGCGAGUGGCCGCCGACCCCCACGCCAACCCCUUCCUGCCCCUCUCAGCCAAGGAUGUCGCCGCCAACGAGGAGGGCCGGCACAGAACUCUCACGACCCUCCUGGAGAAGGUGGAGGGCUGCAGGGACUUGCUCCCGGAGAGCCCCGGCAAGUACCUGGUUUACAACGGCGAUCUCGUGGAGUACGACGCGGACCAUAUGGUUCAGAUCCAGAGAGUGCAUGCCUUCCUGAUGAACGACUGCUUGCUGGUAGCUGCCUGGCUGCCCAACCGGCGGGGGACUUACCGGUACGACGCCCUCUACCCGCUGGAUGGGCUGGCUGUGGUCAACGUUAAGGACAACCCGCCUAUGAAGGACAUGUUCAAACUGCUGAUGUUCCCCGAAAGUCGCAUCUUCCAAGCCGAGAACGCGAAAAUCAAGAAAGAGUGGCUGGAGGUGUUAGAGGAGACCAAGAGAAACCGAGUCCUCAGUGAGAAGCGAAGGCUGGAACAGGAAGCCCCUGCACGGGCUCCUCCCCCCACUCCCCCCGAGAGCACCAAUCCUUUUGAGGAGGAAGAGGAAGAGGAGUCCACGCCAGAAGAAGAGACAGUGGACCUGUCUCUAGAGUGGAUUCAGGAGUUGCCUGAAGAUCUAGAUGUCUGUAUCGCUCAGAGAGACUUUGAAGGAGCUGUUGACUUGUUGGAUAAGCUGAAUGAGUAUCUGGGGGAUAAGCCUGUAACCCAGCUAGUCAGGGAGCUAAGAGUGAAGGUGGAUGAAAGAAUCCGGCAACUGACUGAUGUGCUUGUGUUUGAACUGUCUCCAGAUAGGUCUCUACGAGGUGGACCCAGAGCUACCAGGAGAGCUGUUUCUCAGCUCAUCCGCUUGGGUCAGUCAACCAAGGCAUGUGAACUUUUCUUGAGGAACAGAGAAGCUGCUGUACACACAGCCAUCCGACAGUUGCGCAUUGAAGGGGCCACUCUGCUGUACAUUCACAAGCUCUGCCAUGUCUUCUUUACCAGUCUGUUGGAAACUGCAAGAGAAUUUGAGACAGACUUUGCUGGCAACAGUGGAUGUUAUUCUGCUUUUGUUGUUUGGGCCCGCUCUGCUAUGAGGAUGUUUGUAGAUGCUUUUAGUAAGCAGGUGUUUGACAGUAAAGAAAGCUUAUCUACUGCUGCUGAGUGUGUAAAGGUGGCAAAGGAACACUGCAAGCAGCUCAGUGAGAUUGGUCUGGAUCUGACCUUCAUCAUUCAUGCCCUGCUAGUGAAAGAUAUUAAAGGUGCUUUGCAGAGCUACAAGGAUAUCAUCAUUGAGGCCACAAAGCACCGUAACUCUGAGGAGAUGUGGCGGAGAAUGAACCUGAUGACUCCAGAAGCUUUAGGGAAGCUCAGAGAGGAGAUGAGGAGCUGUGGCGUGACCAGUUUUGAUCAGUACACUGGUGAUGACUGCUGGGUGAAUCUUAGCUACACUGUGGUGGCCUUCACCAAACAGACUAUGGCCUUCUUGGAGGAAGCACUCAAACUGUACUUCCCAGAGUUACACAUGGUUCUGCUGGAAAGUCUAGUGGAGAUCAUCCUUGUAGCUGUCCAGCAUGUUGACUAUAGUUUACGGUGUGAACAGGACACUGAGAAGAAAGCAUUCAUCAGGCAGAAUGCUUCUUUCCUUUAUGAAACUGUCCUUCCUGUAGUGGAGAAGAGGUUUGAAGAAGGAGUUGGAAAACCAGCUAAGCAACUGCAAGAUCUGAGGAAUGCUUCAAGACUGAUGCGUAUUAAUCCUGAAAGUACAACCUCUGUGGUCUGAAGUUUAAUGUCUUGGGUCUUUUCUUAUAAACAAUUGUAUGUGUACCUUAAUAUAUGUUUAUAUACAUGUAUGCAUAUAUAUUUCUGAACACACCCCAAUUCCUUUAGCUAAUUAUGCCUUGCAAAUAAAUCGGAAGGCAAAGAAAAAGGGAGACAAUAAUAGGAAUGUAGUUGGGUAAACAACAUAUAGCCCAUUUCCUCUGAGGUCCUCUUGUUAAAUUUUAGAUUAAGGAAGUCACUUGUUGACAUAAUGUAUUUUGAUCCAAAAGGGAAUAACAUAUUUAAACAUAAUGAGUAUGAUACAGCAUAACCUCUAACAAGUAUUAGCUGGUUGUGCAAGAGUACAAAUGAUGGGGUGUACACAACAGUUCUGUUAUUGGAUUUCUAAACCAGAAGCAGUUUCUUGAAAAACAGAAAUAAUUUAUAUAAUUCUGUCUCCAAUACCUUGAGAGAAGGUUGUAAGGGCUGGAAUCUUACUAAUAUCAGUUCCAAUGUUUUCACCAAUCAUUAGCUAAGACAAAUACUGCAACAGUUGUAAUUUACUGCAUAUAUGUUUUCUGUUGGAUUUGAGGUUUAGGAUGGUUGGAUUCAGUGAGUGCAAAUAACAUACAGACUUCUAUAAAAGCUAAGUGUAGAAGGAAACACAGGAAUUUUGCCACAAUACUCUCUGCAGCCAAAUAUCUGAAGAUGCUGUUCAGUUUGAAAAAAAUGCAUGCUUCAUAAGCUAUGGGCAACUGCUGUGCCAGAAGCUUUAGAGGGGCUUGUGAUUAUGCAUGUCAUUCUCUGGUGCACACACAAACCUUUGGACUACUACCAGUGAGUGGUAAGGGAAGGAUAUAUAACUUGCUCACAUUUACUAUCUGCUUACAUUAUAAGUAGGAAUUAUGCUUUGAGAACAUAAAUGAAGGAGAGUUUUACACAUUGCUGAACCAGCCUAUUGCCUGGAGCUGAUUUCAUGAUGUACAAAACUGCCAUUGUGUAAUCAAGUGGUGAAGGGUGCAACAAUGGUUGAAGAACAGCCUUGCAUAAGUAUCAAGAUGCUUUUGGGUUACUACAAAUGGGAGUUGGGAUUCAAGGAUGGGAGGCAUGCAUCGGAUAGGGGAGCAUAAACCUAGUAAGGACUGUAUACAAGGCCUAUCCAUAAUAGUCCUGUCUAGUUCUGUGUAGAGUUCAAUUGUAUAUAAUGUGAUUGUAGGUUCUUUUUUCUUUUUUUUGCUAAAGUAGGCAGGGCUUUUGCAAGGCGAAUCAGUGACACUAAAGAGCAUACUCAGAUUGUCAUAAGGCUCUUUUUAUAGCCAGGGUGCUUCAGUUAGUGUAUAAAAAUUGUGUAGGUUGUAUACUGCAAGUAUUUAAGGCCCUUUUCCACCACUAUGGUUCUUAGAUACAGUGGAAAUCUGUUGUCUCUGCAUUUUGAGAAGUGAUUUUGCCAUUAAAGUAAACAUAUUCUUGAGAACACUCACGAAGAAAGAGAGGGAGAUCUCUCUGCACUCCAAAAAUAUUUGGUCCAGACAGCAGCAUGGUAUAAUACAUACUGUUGUGUGCUAAGUCACUUUCUGUCAAAAGGAUAAUUUUGCCUCUGAGUGAGAAAGGCUGGGUAGCAGCGAUGUUUAUAUGAGUAACUGGAUUUACUUAUCUCUGCCUUCCAAAAAUGUGCAGGUGUGGAAAAUGCUUUAGGGUUUAGGGUUCCCCAUAGUAUGCACUGUUAGCCUAUACACAUGUAUACCAAAAGAAUUUAGAGCAACUGAUACAGCUGUUUUACAGUUUGCACUUAACUGCACAUCUCUUCUAUAUACUGAAGAAAAUUUCUCCUUAGGAAUGUUUAUCCUGACAUCUCAGCAGGCCCAAGAAUAGGCAAGCUUCUCAUCUCUUAUUAGAUUUCUGCAGAUGGAUCUCCAAAAAAUUGUUUGUAGAGCACUUACGGGUAUUUGAGCCAUAUUCUUGUCUCAAUACCAUUCUUGGUAUUUAGUCAUUUCUGUUUCUAUUAAUAUGUCUGAAAAUAUAUGGAGGCCAAAUUAUCUCAGAAUAAGACCAAUGAUAUAAGUUUAAAUUUGUGGACAGUCUUUGUAUUCGAACAUAGAUAACUGUGGAUUAAAAUAACUGCCCUGGAAAUUUUAGAAUUUGCUUUAUUUUGUUUAAAUCUGUAUGCAUGUCUGUACACGCCCCUUUAAAUAAAAAGUAGGUGAAAAUGA
This is a messenger RNA of Eublepharis macularius, 4396 nucleotides long. RefSeq names its product exocyst complex component 8 (gene EXOC8). The coding region runs from base 58 to 2208 and encodes 716 amino acids. NCBI's taxonomy places the organism in Eukaryota, Metazoa, Chordata, Lepidosauria, Squamata, Eublepharidae. The transcript has 2 exons. Gene Ontology annotation, biological process: exocytosis; intracellular protein localization; Golgi to plasma membrane transport. The record is from RefSeq and is a predicted model, not a curated record. Gene Ontology annotation, cellular component: exocyst.